Micropterus dolomieu (smallmouth bass) is the source of this 1611-nucleotide messenger RNA. RefSeq lists its product as uncharacterized. The transcript has 9 exons. The record is from RefSeq and is a predicted model, not a curated record. Bases 139 to 1380 code for a protein of 413 amino acids. NCBI's taxonomy places the organism in Eukaryota, Metazoa, Chordata, Actinopteri, Centrarchiformes, Centrarchidae.
AUCAACCAGCUGAUCCCAAGAGCUGGCCCUCGGCUGAAGUUCCUAAAAAAAUUUAGAGAACUUGUUGAACCUGCUGUUGUCCCUGCUAUCCCACCUACAAUCUCUGAUGUCACACGAACUGCCACGCCUCCAAACCCCAUGGAGGAUCAAGCAGCUGCUGUGGUACCACUAAAUCAGCAGAUACAGACAAUAAACAUCAUUCCACAGUUUGAUGUCCGGCAGAUUCUUACAGGCUUACAUGAUGGCAAGGAAAUUGUUGAGAGCCUUGAUGAAGAUAAUGUCAUCACAACUAGUCAGAGACGUCUCCUCGUCCGUAUCUUGGUGUCGUACCUCGUUGAGAAUCCUACAUCAGAAACCAAAAAGGCACUGGCUUUGGGUUUGGUUCAGUCAUUUGCCUGUUUGAAAGACUCAUCAAGCAGUGGCAGCGAAAUAUGGUACACCCCAGGACGGAGCCACCGGCCAGCCACUGGAUUCCUAGUGGAAAGGCUGCGGAACAUCAGGAAGCGGCUGAGAUCAACCAGCAGGUCGCGGAGCACGGCACAGACGACAUCACCACAAACGCCAGAUGAUGAUGCUGCUCUUGCAAGGCCUCUCAUACCAGAAUGUACCAUAUCAGACGAACGUGCGUCACAGUUUAAAGAAUGGUUGAGAAACAAUUCUCAGCCCCUCAGCCAGGUAGAGACCUAUAUGGAAAACACGGCAGUCUACAGGGCAAAGUGGAUCAGAGAAAACAGUUGGACUAUUGAUCAAAUCCUUGAAGAGUUCCCUCGCCUAAUGACCAAAGGCAUGAUUGCACAGGAUUUUCUUGUCCUACAUGGGGAAGCUGCAUCCAAGCUUUUUGAAACUUGGCUGACCAUUUAUGCAGAGAAGGUCCUGUACCUGGCAAGACAGGAGGGGAAUCUAACAUUGCCCCUGGAUGGUUUAACACCAGAUGGCGUUGGGGAACUUGCCCUGAGGCAGCUGCCAGGAUUACUCCCCCCCACAACAUACAAAGUUGGCCGUGGCCGCGGUGCGAAAGUGGUACGCCACACCAAUUUUGAAUGCAGCUUGGCCUUCAUCGAUCAUAAGGCUCCUGGAAUAAACAUGGUCGAGUACCUCCAUGAGGCCAAGGCGUCCAAGCCAUACCCCCACGUCCUGACGCUGGGGAAUGACGGGAGUGCAUCUCAGGCAUUCGUAAUAAUAUCUGGACAGACCCUGGAGCAAGAAACACUGCUUCAGGCCAUUGAUGUCUGUUUUAAGGCAUUUUUUGUCUUUGACGUUGAAUACCCAAAACAAUGUGAGCAUGUGUGGAAAUUCAUGCAAAAUGUGAUCUAUGAAAUUCCAGGAGGGGAGUCAAAAAUGGUUACGUUUUUUAAAACUAGAAUACUUGCUUGCAAGUAGCUUAAUAGCAGCUUUUAGGAAUUUUAAUUUGUUCAAAAUAGAGCUGCUGAGUGUUGGCCUGUCGAGUGUUCAACCAGUUUAAUCAAAAUUCUGGAUGUGUUUCAACCUGAGAGAACUGCACCAGUUCCAGGAUAUUGUUGGGAACGGCACCAGUUCCAGGAUAUUGUUGGGAACGGCACCAGUUCCAGGAUAUAUAUUGUCGAUAUUAAUGUAAUAAAUUUUCAAAGAUUC